CACUGGCAGCUUCAUCCACCAUAGUGCAACAUCCAAUAACCUUUGAUCUUACAGGGUUAAUAUACACACACCUGUGGGUAUAAAAGCUAGCACGCAAAACACAACAUAAGCAACUGCUGAAACACACUUCUGAGACCUCUCGCUGCCAGUGUCAUGACAACCAGUAAAGUGUGAGGUUGUGUUGCUCCCGCUGUUGACAUGAAUUUAUCUUACGGCCAGUAUAGGAAGAGAUGGGAGGCAUUAUUCCCCACGCCGUACAGCUUCAUCAUAUUCAUCGUUUACAUGGCAUUAUUCAUCAAUCAAGGCAUCACGGUGACGGCCUCACAGCGCGCCGACAGCAGCUACAGCUACAACACAGUGACGGUGGUGCUGUUCACAGAGGUUACCAAGCUGAUUGCCUCCAUCCUCAUUUACCUGAAGGACAACUCCAUAUGCAAACUUUUAGGUGACGUCAAACUCCAUGCCCAGAUCCUGGUGUUAUACAUGGUGCCUGCUCUCCUGUACUGCCUUUACAACAAUCUUGCCUUUGUCAACCUUGCUGCAUUUGACCCCACCACCUACUUCAUGUUGCUUCAGCUAAGGGUUGUGGUCACAGGCAUAGUCUUCCAGGUGAUUUUCAAGAAGCAGCUGAGCAAAAGGCAAUGGGUGUCCCUCAUUAUCUUGACUGUGGGUUGUGUCAUCAAGCAACUCAGCACAAGCAAGAAAAAACCCAGUGAUGUGGUGACAGAACCCACAACAGGAGUGGCCACUGUACUGUCUAACCUCUCCUCUGUCUACACUCUACUCCUUCUAGUCCAGAUUUUUUGUUCCUGCCUUGCUGGAGUGUAUAAUGAGAAGCUGCUGAAGGACACAGGAGUGGAGGUGCCCAUCAUGAUGCAAAAUAUCUUCAUGUACAUUGACUCCAUCCUCUGUGGUGGGGCAGUGUUGGCCAUCCGGGGGGAGCUGACAUCUGCCUUCACCUCAUUUGCUCUGUCACAGGUGUGGAGGCCAAGUGUGGUGGUGAUAAUCCUGAAUAAUGCUGCAGUGGGCAUCGUGACAAGCCUGUUCCUCAAAAACCUGAAUUCUAUCCUCAAGACAUUUGCCUCAGCCCUUGAGCUGGUGUUCAUCGCCAUUCUCUCAUGGAUCAUAUUCUCCAUUCCCAUUGACAUGUGGACAGUGAUGGCCAUUGGUCUGGUGACGUAUGCAACCUUCAUGUAUGCCCAGAACCCAGUGGUAAACAGAGGCCGGCUGGAUGAGGUGGAGAAGGGAAGGGCAAAGGAAAUUAAUAAGGAGAUGGUGACUUGUUGCUUUAUUUGCUUUUCUCUUCAAGUUUAAUCUUGACUACAGAUUAACUUCUAGAAAAGGAAAGCUGUACAUAGAUAUGAGUGAGUUACAGUGUCCAUGUGGUUGCAUAAUGAAAAAUAAUCUUACAGUGUUGUGCAGCACACUGCUUAUACAAUAACAUUACAUGUUACAUACUGUUCUCCUUUGCUUGAAUCAUUGUGUACAUGCUUCCUAAGAUCAUGUUAACAUUAUAUAUGUACAGUAUGUGCACAGUGUGGUGAAUAUUUAUUGUUGAAAAUUUCAGUCUUAAAACUAAAAUGCCAUUGUUUGCUUUUUUGAAGAAAAAGAUGCAGGCAGCUAUUCAAAGAAAAGUGCAGCCACACCAUGCUCAGCCAGCAGUGCCAGUCCACAACAUGGCAUGGAAUGUGUGGCAGACUUCAGGCCUCACCACAGUCAAGUAACACUUGCCUACUUACUUUGUCCACUACAUCAUGAAGUAAUGGUCUCCAGAAUUGAAUGAAGUGAACUGAUCAUAAGUUUUCCCACACUAACUGUCAUAGUAUUUUCAUGUUUUUGGUGUUGGAAUACAAUUUGCAGGUGAAUCAUGAUCCUGAGUACAAAUGACAGGUCCAUAUGCAUUCAUGUGUUCUAGUCACUGCAUUGGAGGUUCAAUUGUCCAGUUUUGGUGAGAUCUAGUAGUAUAGUAAGAUCAAGCAAAUAUAUAGCUACUUGAGAAAAACUACUAAAUACAGUACAAAAAGAUUAUACAGUGAUCAUCUACUAGCUUUUCAAAGUAUUACUGCAUCACUUACCCACUAGCUUUCUGUUACUGUUGUAUCCCACUCCCUAACAGGGUUAUCAUGUCUUGGUAAUUCCAGACUCUAUAUUCUUCUGUUAUGAGAAAUUUGGUUUCAUUUGCAUCAUGAAAUUCUAUUGGUCUGUCUUACUAUGAGAAUAUCAUCAGCAGUUGUCUCUCCAGUCAUUUUGUUACAUAUUUUUUUGCUUACUGAGUUUUAUAGCUAGACUGUAAGUAACCUUCUAACUUUUUACGAAAUGUUGUUUAUAAGCUUCAAAAUCAGGUGGAGCUCCCUCUGUUUAUUAGGUAUGGAUAUUUGAAGCCUGUAAUUACUUGGUGCUUUGGCCAUUUGUGUAAUGAGUAGUAGAGUGUAUCAGCUUGCAAAGAUAAUAAUCAAAACUUUCAUAUUGCCAAAACCAGGCUGUGAGUGCCUAGUUGAGUGUUGUAUUUACAUAAUCUAUGGUAAUUGCCAUAAUAGUAUGUAAGUUUUGUACAGAAAUUGUGACUGGUUAGUGAAAAUAGUAAAUGCCACUCCUUAAAGUAUUUUCGUAUUUUGUUUUUAUAGCUAUAAUUCAUUUAUUUGGACAAAGGGAUACAAUACACUACCUACUACGUAUAGUGUGAAGCAUACUACCUCCAGUGCAGUCACUGUAGGUUGUUAAUCUUAUAGCCAAUCCCACAGCAGCACCAAAUGCAUGUCUGUAUGUCCUGUGUGUCAUGAAAGGCGACUAAAAGGGACAAGAAGAAAUGUGUUUGUUCUUUUGAUAAGGUAAGAUACUGAGGGAAGUAGUAAUUCGGUUUAACCUUUGUCCUGAUGUUCAUAGAGGGACGCUAGUCUCUAAUAUAGACAUAUUAUAUAUACAUAAUUUAUAUUUAAUUAAACUACAGAUUCAUCUGUAGAUUGAUUUAUUCAUUACAGAGAAUUCCCCUUGUAACACUGAACACAUUUGGUCUACAUUGUUAAUACUUAACAAAUAGCACACUUGUAACACAUUUGUUAUGGGAAUGUUAACACAUCUAAACUUUAGUCACCCAUCUUGGUGCUCUGCAAACCAAAUAGUGUGUGAAAUAUAGUUAGUUUAGUUAGGAGUAAAUAAUGUUUUAUAUAAUGUAAGUAGUAUUAGUUAUAGUUUUUAUGAAUAUCAUUUCUGAAUCCUUUAUACUUAGCCCUUCUUGGUUGUGUUAAGACAUUUCAAAAAUGAGUAUUUGUCAGCUCAUCUCUUCAUUAUAUAUACUGUGUGUGUGUGUGUGUGUGUGUGUGUGUGUGUGUGUGUGUGUGAUGCAUUAUGUAUCUUCAAAUCUGCUAGUCUGUAAAUAUAUAGAUGUGUUUGAAAUAUUCAUGGCCAUAUAUAAAAAUAUGGCAGGUCAGCAGAGUCUAUAAAUAGAUGUAUUUUAAUUAUUAAUGAAUACAUAUGCCACACUGCCAGGAAGGGAUUACUUGAAAGACAUCUUUGCUAUGGUCUAUUUCCUCAGAUGAAACCAGUGAGUUUAGUUACUUAUACACACUCGUAUUGUUUGGAAGACUAUAAAGUGUUUACUACAGUAUUUACAUAUAGGUACUGUAACCAUGAUUUAUUCCCUUGUAGCUUAAGAGAAUAAUCUGCAAGUUAUAAAAAGAUGAAAUCUUACUUAAUAUAUUGAUGUAUUUCCAUAUUCUUAAAAGUAUGUAACACACUCCUUUAAAAUUUUACCAUACUAAGCAUGGCUGUGAUGGACCUUAAUGUUACCUUAUACUUGUGUCUAUGCCUCAGUUUCAAAUACAGCACAUGAUCAUU
Messenger RNA from Portunus trituberculatus (swimming crab), 3834 nucleotides. RefSeq names its product UDP-galactose transporter senju-like (gene senju). Gene Ontology annotation, cellular component: Golgi membrane. NCBI's taxonomy places the organism in Eukaryota, Metazoa, Arthropoda, Malacostraca, Decapoda, Portunidae. Gene Ontology annotation, molecular function: UDP-galactose transmembrane transporter activity. Gene Ontology annotation, biological process: pyrimidine nucleotide-sugar transmembrane transport. The transcript has 9 exons. The record is from RefSeq and is a predicted model, not a curated record. The coding region runs from base 199 to 1314 and encodes 371 amino acids.